AUGGCUUACAACAAGAGUUACAAUCCAGACGCGCUGCCAGCUCACGCUGAGCCCGAGCAGGUCGCGCAGAUGAUUGGAACCAUGCAGGUAUCGGGAAACCACAGCCAAACCCAUAAGCCGCUUCCUUCGCGGCCACCGCAGUCAGGGCUGAGCGGCGUACCUCCCCGCGUCCCAGUCGCCAGCGCUCCGCCAAAACCACAUAGCAACCCUGCCCCGCGCCCGCAAGAACCCCAUGCUCCGCAUUCCUACAACGGCCGCCCAUCGCCAGCAAACCCACCCCCAAGCCAGCACCGGCCGCACCCAUUGCAUCCCUCCCCGCCGCCUCAGAAUUACGGCUUCGGCCCGCCGCCUCAACCUCAGCGCAAUCGGCCUCCGCCUUCUUUUCGCCCUCCGCAAUCUCCUCAACCCCCGCCGCUGUCAGCGCCCGGCGAUGAUCCGCAACAGCUGCUCCCCCUUUUCCGGGCGGCGAACUCGUCGCACUCCGGCUCGUUGACCGAGCACGAGCUGGGCUCCGCGCUCGUGAAUGGGGACUACACAUCCUUCCACCCGCGCACGGUCAAAAUGAUGAUCCGCAUGUUCGACAGAGACUGCAACGGGAUUAUCAGCUUUGACGAGUUCGUUUCGCUGUGGAAGUACCUCGCCGCGUGGCGGGAACUGUUCGACCGGUUCGACGAAGACCGCAGCGGGCGGAUCAGUCUGCAGGAGUUUGAGAAGGCGCUGGUCGCGUUCGGAUACCGCCUGAGUCCUCAGUUUGUCUCGGUGCUCUUUACGGCGUUUGAGAGCAAGACGAGGCACAUGACAGCGCCGCCGAAGAGUCCUGUUACGGAUCGCAAUGGCAUGAGCUUUGAUCUCUUUGUGCAGGCGUGCAUUAGUUUGAAGCGCAUGACGGAUGUGUUUAAGCGGUAUGAUGAAGAUCGGGAUGGAUAUAUUACGGUGAGCUUUGAGGAGUUCUUGACCGGUAUGUACUUUUUCUUCCCUCUGGAUGGCAAGGGUAAUGUUGAGUGGAUGGCUGACGGAUGA
This is a messenger RNA of Penicillium cinerascens, 1020 nucleotides long. Its product is annotated as EF-hand domain-containing protein. The record is from RefSeq and is a predicted model, not a curated record. Bases 1 to 1020 code for a protein of 339 amino acids. Gene Ontology annotation, molecular function: calcium ion binding. The transcript is spliced from 3 exons. NCBI's taxonomy places the organism in Eukaryota, Fungi, Ascomycota, Eurotiomycetes, Eurotiales, Aspergillaceae.